Molecule: messenger RNA, 737 nt
Organism: Myzus persicae (green peach aphid)
Lineage: Eukaryota; Metazoa; Arthropoda; Insecta; Hemiptera; Aphididae
Exons: 4
Coding region: 66-653 (195 amino acids)
Source: RefSeq, a predicted model, not a curated record
UCGGAAUAACCAUUGAAAAAUAAACUGCGUUACUACUUCUUUGUUUAUAACAUUUUAAGUCAAAAAUGAAGUGUUUACUAAUCAAUCUAAUUGUUUUUGUAGUUGUUGUUAAUUCAGAUACAAGAAAAACAUUGUUUUUGCCAAAAUUGCCGGUUGGAAAUUACCGACUAAAUUUCUUAGCAAUGACGCGUUGCGAUUCUGUGAAGUCGAAUAACAAAAUUCAAUUUAAUUUUUACCUAAGCAAAAAAUCAGUAAAUACUACAGAAAUCAAAGGAAAUAUUUCGACAUCGAUAAAGGUUGAUGAUUCAAUCAAUUUCGAAUUCGAUUUCGCGGUGAAAGAUUCCAUUGGAGGUUGGAAAGAGAAUGCUUUUUUUUAUAAGCUUCCCAAAGCAUGCUUGGCACUCAAAAUGUUCUUUGGAAAUGCUUGGACUCCAAUCAUGGACGGUGUAGGAAUCUACAACGCCACUUGUCCUAUUAAAGAGGGUUUUUAUAAAGGGCCUGGCUUCGAUACUGCUCUUUUUAUGUCAAGCAAUUUUCCCAAGACAUUUUUUUACGGAACAUACAGAUUUCGUGCUCAUUUUACCAAAAAUCAAGAAGAAAAUGGUUGUUUUGGUGCAGUUUUAGAGGUGAAGCGGCCUUGGGAAACUGAUUAAACAUUAAAUUACAGUAAAACUAUGAUAGUAUAAUUCAUAUCCAAUAAAAUUACAAAAAAACAAAAAAUUAUUAGCUACACGAUU